Molecule: messenger RNA, 465 nt
Organism: Symbiodinium necroappetens
Lineage: Eukaryota; Dinophyceae; Suessiales; Symbiodiniaceae
Source: the annotation of a GenBank genome assembly
AUGGCUCGUGGCAUGUUGAUCCUUGCCUUCGGCUGCAUGUGCCUGUGGGCGCUGAGCGGCCGCAGUUUUGUGAGUGGCCCUGCAACGCAGGCCCGCCAGGUCAACGUGGCUGCGGCUGCAGAGGUGAAGUACGAAACGGACAUGCCUGCCGAAAACGGCGUCUACCCAGUGGGCAACGCCAAGCGGACGGCGCCGUACGGCGAGCGCGACCCUCUCCCGGAGGGCUACGGCAUCCGCACAGGCCUCUCGGACCUGCUCAAGCCCUUGAAUGCUGAGGCAGGUGUCGUGGCCAAGGAGGACAGCAUCCCUACCGUGCUUGUGAUGGUCACGGGCAUUGUUCUGCUGUUCCUUUUCUACCUGCUGCUCCUGCUGCUCGACAACCAGUCCGUGCUGCUGCCCCCCGAGGACGAGUUCGAUGAGUACGUGCAGAACUUCCUCCCAUACUUCUUCUUCGGUGAGAAGUGA